AUGGCUAAGUUUGCUUCCAUCAUCACCCUCAUCUCCGCUGCCCUCGUUCUCUUUGCUGUGUUUGAAGCACCAACAAGGGUGGAAGGGCAGGAGUUAUGCAGGAAGCCGAGUGGGACAUGGUCAGGACUCUGUGCAAACAGUGAUGGGUGCAGGAAACAGUGCAUCGAUCUAGAGAAAGCACGAGAUGGUGCUUGCAAAUAUGAAUUCCCAGCUCACAAGUGUUUCUGCUACUACCCAUGUUAA
Eruca vesicaria subsp. sativa (arugula) is the source of this 243-nucleotide messenger RNA. Lineage: Eukaryota; Viridiplantae; Streptophyta; Magnoliopsida; Brassicales; Brassicaceae. The record is from the annotation of a GenBank genome assembly.